AUGAAUGGCAAUAUGGAAAUCUCCGAAGAUACGGUGCAGAAAAUCCAAAAAUUUGCUGCGAACCGUGCGGCUGUGGAGAUUGAGUCGGCGAGCCAACCUCUUAGUGCAACGGCUUUGCAUGCCUAUACGCGACGUUUAGAUGGGACGUUGCGAGAGCUUCAGGAACAAGUGCGACGCCAGGAGAAUGAAUUAAAUAAGCUACGGGAGAUCCGUUCUCACGGCGUUUUGGAAGAUGAGAGUGAUCCCUGGAUACGUGUCUCGAAUGCUCGAAGAGCUAAGAAGGCAUAUGAUUCUUUGUUCCAAAAAGAGGAAGAACUUCCAGUGACGGACUCGGUUCUUCCUUCACUAUUGGCGAUUGAAGAAACAUCCCAAGCCAUUAAGGAGAGCAAAACUUCCGUCUUAGUAACGGCGGAGAAAUUAUCUCAAGAUCGGGAACGCCUUCAUAUAGAGGAAGCAAACCUACGUGAUUCCUCUGCAAUUGCUAGUGGUCUUCGUGAGAGACUCCAGCGGAUCCGUAACGCCGCCACUCGAAAACAAGAGCAGACGCCUUCGCAAAUGGCACAAGAAACGCUAGGUGAACAGAAAAAGAAAAGACGAGCGCUAGAUCAGGCAUCUGAAGAUCUAAAAGUGUCUUUGAACAUAUUCAUCGACGAUACCCUAGCUCCUAUGCUCGCUGCAGAAGAUCUUGGAGGCCCUACGGUUGGCGAUGCGCUUGAAGUAUCUGACGCGACAUUAAAUGCCGGUUAUACGGCCCACGGGAGACCGAAGAGACAAAAGCAAACAGUCGACGCCGAUGAUGGUCAACAGCGGAUCGAUCAAUUUAUUAAUCGUAACAAAGAUGGCUCCGGACCGUCGAACAAGCGAGAAUCGGCAGCAAAGGAAGUGCAUGAACUUCUGAAUACCUUGUUAGAAGCUGGUACUUCAUAUGUGACUUUACAACGGGACUCUGCAAUCUCGAGGUUCCUUGUAAGAGCAAAAGUGGCACAAUUCCAUCCGCGAGAUGCGCGGCGUCUUCGGCUGAUUGACUUUGGCCGGUCACUGGGUGAAUAA
Penicillium angulare is the source of this 1050-nucleotide messenger RNA. RefSeq lists its product as uncharacterized. Gene Ontology annotation, cellular component: nucleus. Gene Ontology annotation, biological process: mitotic sister chromatid segregation; kinetochore assembly. Lineage: Eukaryota; Fungi; Ascomycota; Eurotiomycetes; Eurotiales; Aspergillaceae. Bases 1 to 1050 code for a protein of 349 amino acids. The transcript has 2 exons. The record is from RefSeq and is a predicted model, not a curated record.